AUGGCUCCUUCUGCUCGGCACAGCAAGAGCGAAUUUAGCCUGCAAGAAGAGGAGUGCUACUACGGGAUUCAGAAGUCGGACAGAAAGACCAGGAAGCCUCUGGUGGAAAAGCAGAGGCGAGCUCGCAUCAAUGAGAGUCUGCAGGAGUUGAGGAGCCUGUUGGCUGAUUCAGACCUGCACUCCAAGAUGGAGAACGCUGAGGUGCUCGAGAUGACUGUGAAAAAGGUGGAGGACGUCCUGAAGAACCGAGCGCAAGAAGCAGACACACUGAGCCACGAAGCGAGCGAGAGGUUUGCUGCUGGCUACAUCCAAUGCAUGCACGAGGUCCACAUGUUUGUGUCUACCUGUCCCGGCAUCGAUGCAGCGGUGGCGGCCGAGUUGCUCAACCAUCUUCUGGAUUGCAUGCCCCUGAACGAAGACCACCUCCAGGACGUGCUGAUGGAUCUAAUCACGGACACGUCUGGAAACGUGGGCAGCGCCGGGUCGUCUUCCGCCCUGUCGCCGGCCCCUUCCGGCACAUCUGGCGAGGACUCCUGCUCCGAUCUGGAUGACACCGACAGCGAGCACAACCAGAGUACUACGCAAGCUUUGGAAAACGGGGAAGCUAUGAGCACACCCACAGUGACCUACUCCAGGUCCAUGUGGAGACCCUGGUAA
This is a messenger RNA of Nerophis lumbriciformis (worm pipefish), 657 nucleotides long. Lineage: Eukaryota; Metazoa; Chordata; Actinopteri; Syngnathiformes; Syngnathidae. The record is from RefSeq and is a predicted model, not a curated record.